This is a messenger RNA of Nicotiana attenuata, 1301 nucleotides long. Its product is annotated as GDSL esterase/lipase At5g37690-like. The record is from RefSeq and is a predicted model, not a curated record. Lineage: Eukaryota; Viridiplantae; Streptophyta; Magnoliopsida; Solanales; Solanaceae. Gene Ontology annotation, molecular function: hydrolase activity, acting on ester bonds.
AUAAAUUGCAACAUUUUUCAAGGACAAGACCAAAAAAAGAGCAGCAAAAAAUGGUGGCUUUAACUCAAAUUCUUGGAUUCUUGAUUAUGGCAAUUGUUGCAUCUGUGGCUUCAGCUGGAGAACCAGUAGUGACAUAUGUGUUUGGUGACUCAUUGACAGAAGUUGGGAACAAUAAUUAUUUGCAAUCUCUUGCCAAAUCUAAUUAUCCUUUUUAUGGUAUUGAUUAUGAAGGUGGAAGAGCUACUGGUAGAUUCACCAAUGGAAGAACUAUUGGUGAUAUAAUAUCUGCCAAACUUGGGGUUCAACCACCACCACCAUAUCUUUCUUUAGCACCAAAUGAUGAUGCAAUAUUACAAGGAGUGAAUUAUGCAUCUGGUGGGGCUGGAAUUCUCAAUGACACUGGACUCUACUUUAUUCAAAGAAUGACAUUUGAUGAUCAAAUAAAGAGCUUUGAGAAGACAAAGGAAGCAAUCAAGGCUAAAAUUGGUGAAGAGGCUGCUGAAAAACAUGUCAAUAAAGCUGUCUACUUUAUUGGAAUGGGUAGCAAUGACUAUGUAAAUAACUUCCUGCAACCCUUUUUAGCUGCUGGACAACAGUAUACACACGACGAGUUUGUAGAGCUUCUAAUCUCAACCUUAGGCGAACAAUUCACAAGACUUCAUCAACUUGGAGCAAGAAAGAUGGUGUUUCAUGGACUUGGACCACUAGGUUGCAUUCCUUCACAAAGGGUGAAAUCCACAAGGGGAAUAUGCUUGAAACAAGUCAAUUUAUGGGUGCAAGAAUUCAACUCAAAAGUAGGAAAACUAAUUGCUUCUCUGAAUAAGCACCUCCCAUAUGCUCAGAUAACAUUUGCAGACACUUAUCCAAUAGUUCUAGACUUGAUUGAGAACCCUUCUGCUUAUGGUUUCAAGAUUUCGAAUACAUCAUGUUGCAACGUGGACACAAGUGUUGGAGGGCUAUGUUUACCAAACUCAAAACUGUGCAAGAAUCGAACAGAAUAUGUAUUUUGGGAUGCAUUUCACCCAACUGAUGCAGCAAAUGCAGUGCUUGCAGAUAGAAUUUUCACCACAUUAUUCAUUGAGGCAUCUAGCCCUGCACCAUCACCUUAUGUUUUUGAAAACAUAGUUGAGAUCCUAUACUAAAGAAUUACACUUUAUGUUGAGUCAAAUGUAUUGAUUAUUCUAUUUGUAAUGAGAAAAUGUACUAGUAAUUGUGUUAUUCAUUCUAUUUCAUAUUGAAGAAUACAAGGUCAAAUCAAAGAUUUGGGGAGAUUCUGGCACAUACCUAAAUAAUUUAAAGAU